Scutellospora calospora is the source of this 204-nucleotide messenger RNA. The record is from the annotation of a GenBank genome assembly. Lineage: Eukaryota; Fungi; Glomeromycota; Glomeromycetes; Diversisporales; Gigasporaceae.
AUGCAAGAACGCAAGUUAAAAUCUAUUGAAAAAUCAGUAAAACAAAUUCAUAAUCCUAAUAUUAUAUUACCUAUUGUUUCCGAUUCAGAAGAAAACUAUCAGUCUCAAGAUUCAGAUUUGGAAAAUGAACAACUUGAGGAGGAUUUAGAUCUAGUAGAAAUAGAUGAAAUAAUUCAUCCCGCUACUAAUCAAGAUGCUAAGUAG